AUGGCGUCUUCAGAAGAAACCCCUCUGAUUCCACCAGGAACAGAUGCCGUGGAAUUGUCGGAAUCGAUGGAGUUGAGACUUUACAAGCAAUCGCGUUCAGUCGCCGCUUGGAAAAGGUUCUGUGCCUUUGCAUUUUUUGGGCUUCUGUUCAUUCUGGGGUUCAACCUGGUGUUUCUGCCGCGAACGUCUCUCAGCCGUGAUCUCAGGCGAAUCCACGGUGACAGACUUACCGCUUUCGAUGUGCAAAAGACGUUUUUGGAAACGUUGGAGCAGGAGAACAAUGCCAGAGAGAUCCUAAAGAGAUAUACCUCUGAAAAUCACAUUGUUGGUGAAGGUUACGGAUUGGUGGAGUAUACCAAGGCAAAGUUCGAAGAGUACGGAAUCAAGACCCAUGUUGAAACCUUCUAUGUUUGGCUCAACAGACCCGUGGCCAACCACUUGAAAUUGCUUGAUUCAGAUGGAAACCUGGAAUAUCAAGCCAGUCUAAAAGAGGACGUUUUAGAGGAAGACGAGACCACUGGUGACAAGAACAGUGUUCCUGCCUUCCACGCCUAUUCAGCCAAUGGCAACGUCACGGCCAAAUUCGUGUAUGCUCAUUUUGGCCGAGUGGAGGAUUUUAAAGCCUUGAAGGAGGCUGAUGUUUCGCUCGAGGGAAAGAUCGUUAUAAUGAGAUAUGGUGCGAUUGUGCGUGGCCUCAAGGUCAAGUUGGCCCAGAGAUAUGGGGCUGUUGGUGUGGUUCUGUACACCGACCCAUACGAUGAUGGCGAAAUCAGGGUGAAAAACGGCUACAAGGCAUACCCAGAUGGACCCGCAAGAAAUCCCAGCUCCAUUGAAAGAGGUUCGGUGAUUUACUUCAGCGAUAUUCCCGGUGAUCCUACCACGCCUGGCUGGGGCUCCACCAAAAAUGCCAAACGCGUUUCUCCUCAAGACUCGAUGCCAAAGAUUCCUUCUCUGCCAUGUAGCUACAAUGACAUUAAGCCUAUUCUGGCUAAGUUGAACGGAAAGGGCCCAAACCUGGGAUGGGCUGGUGACGUUGACGAGUUUGACUACUGUGCUGGAACCUCCGAUGUUGAUCUCAACCUUUACAACGAACAGGACUAUCAAAUCAGGCCCAUCUACAAUGUAAUGGGUGAGAUCAAGGGGAUAAUGCCUGAUGAAGAGAUAAUUGUCGGAAACCAUAGAGAUGCGUUCAUUGUUGGUGGGGCUGGUGAUCCCAACUCGGGCUCUGUGGCUCUAAUUGAAACUGCCCGUGGACUUGGAGCUUUGUUGAAGAAGGGUUGGAAACCACUGAGAACCAUCAAGUUGGCCUCCUGGGAUGGAGAGGAAUAUGGAAUGCUUGGUUCCACUGAGUACGGCGAGAAAUAUGCCAGGCAUUUGCAGGACCACACGUUGGCCUACAUCAACCUUGAUGUGGGAGUGGCUGGGUCUGCAUUUGCUUUCAAGAGUAAUCCAAUGUUCAUGGAGUUGGGCCACAAGGUUGCCAAAGAGAUCCCUUUCCGCAACAAGGUGGAUUCAGGAUAUUCACUGUUUGACUACUGGUCUGAACAGAAUAAUGCUACCGUCAACACCCUUGGAGCCGGUACUGAUUACGUUGUUUUCCAGGAACACCUGGGAAUUCCCUCGAUGACCAUGGAGUUUCGCGAAGAUGGAGUUACCGACCCGGUGUAUCACUACCACUCCAAUUUCGACUCAUUUCACUGGAUGGACAAGUUCUGUGAUCCAACAUGGGAGCUGCAUUCGACCAUGGCCCAGUUCUUUGGAUUACUGCUUAUUUCUGUGACCGAACAGGAGGUUUCAGUGUUGGAUGUGAAAACAUACGCUGAGCAGAUCUCCAAGUACUAUUACGAUAUGAUUGCAACCAUUCCAAAGUCUUGGGUCGAUUACCUAUUGCUAUUUGAUGCUGAGGACGGGCAGACUCCGGCCUAUAUGAAAAAUACCAUCAAACAGCUACAAAUGGCCCAUGGAGCUCCCAGACUCAAGGAUCUUAUGGCCCUGGUUGAGUCUAAUAUCAAAGGUCUCAUUGAGCAUGCAACGAUUUACCAAAGCUACAAAGAAGACCUGCAGGACAAAAUCACCGAAGAUUACCCUUGGUUCAGGCUGUUCCACAAGGUCAAGAUCGCUGUCCAGAUAAAAGUGGCCAAUUUGAAACUUCUGAAACUGGACCGUCUGUUGCUAUUCAAAGAUGGUUUGAAAAAUAGAGUUUGGAUGAAACAUGUCAUCAUUGCGCCUUCCAGAGAGAAGGGCUAUGACGGAGACAUCCUCCCAGGUCUCCACGAGGCCCAGAUCGAUGGGGACUUCGACGAAUUCGUGCGCUGGUUGGUCAUCAUUGGCGACAAGAUAAAGCUCGUCGGUGACAAACUGAAAUAA
Messenger RNA from Kuraishia capsulata CBS 1993, 2367 nucleotides. RefSeq lists its product as uncharacterized. Gene Ontology annotation, molecular function: carboxypeptidase activity. NCBI's taxonomy places the organism in Eukaryota, Fungi, Ascomycota, Pichiomycetes, Pichiales, Pichiaceae. The coding region runs from base 1 to 2367 and encodes 788 amino acids. The record is from RefSeq and is a predicted model, not a curated record. The transcript has a single exon.